UAGCAGGUUGACUUUAUCGCCGUCUCUGCUCAAUCCAAUAGUAUCACAUUCUUAAGGAAGAAGAAGAGAUUCUUAAGGGAGAAGAAAAGAAAACGCCACCUUCAUUUCUUCAUCAAACCCACCAUUUCCGUCCUCCAAAAGCGAGCCACUCCUCAGAAAACCUCAAGACAAUACCCACAAAAGAGCAAACAAGAUAAACCAAAUCUCGAUGGCAAAGUGCUUCAGCUUUUCAGCGACAUACGACCGAUGGUUGCGCUUCUCCUAUUCCCGGAUGGGCCUGAAGUCGACCACCACCGACCUCAGCGGCGAUGGCACGGUCAUGCACUGUUGGGUCCCCAAGACGUACAAGCCCAACAAGCCCAACUUGCUCCUUGUGCACGGCCUCGGAGCCAGCGGAAUGUGGCAGUGGAAUGCGUUCGUCUCGCGCUUCAUCGAGAGAUUCAACGUGUACGUGCCUGAUCUCUUGUUCUUUGGCGACUCCUACACGAACCGGCCCGAGCGGACCGAGCAGUUUCAGGCUCAGUGCGUCGCAGGAGUCUUGAAGGCUGAGGGAGUGAGAAAGACGGCAGUAGUGGGGGCAAGUUACGGUGGCUUCGUGGCAUAUAGCUUGGCGGCGCAGUUCCCUGAGAUGGUGGAGAAGUUGGUUUUGUGGGGUGCAGGGGUUUGUAUGGAGGAGAAGGAUAUGGAGGAUGGGAUGUUUCAGGUGAAGAGCAUGGACGAGGCCGUGAGUAUCAUGUUAGCACAGACGCCAGAGAAGAUGAAAGAGCUGCUCGAGGUCGUCUGUUACAAGCCGGUGAUGACAAUUCCCACUUGCUUGAUGCAGGAUUUCAUUAAUUUCAUGGGUACGGAGCACCUUCAAGAAUGGACAGGGCUGCUCAAUGCCUUACACAAAGAUAGGAAGAUGUCUAAUCUUCCUAAGAUAACUCAGCCGACACUGAUAAUCUGGGGGGAAUAUGAUAGACUCUUUCCAAUUGAAUUGGGUCACAGAUUAAAAAGGCAUUUGGAAGGAAUUGCGCAAUUAGUGAUUAUAAAGGAUUGUGGUCAUGCCCCGAAUGGAAGGGACCUGAAAGGGAUAUACGAACACAUGAAGUCGUUCCUCAUAGAUCCACUCCUUUCACCUAAGAAGGCAAAUCAAACCAAAGACCAAAAGGUGCACUGAGAGUCAGCAUUGAAUUUAUGGUCGAAUAAGCCUCCUGCAGCAUGCUUGUCCGAGGUAUAUAAAUAUUAAUAUAGCCUAUGUAAUUUGAAGUAACAUGGUUCAACAUAAUUAACCCAUGAAGAGCAAUGUCCAAAGAAUGGGGAAUAUUUCAUUUUUUCCUCUAGAUAUUGUGUUACAGUUGCAUAUUUUAGGGUUCAUUGUGAAUUUUGCUAGAUUAGUGUUGUAAUGUUUGCUUGUAGUAUUGCUUUCACUGUUGCACCCCAAAAAAUUCUAACGGGAUGAGUGAGUGAUAUGACUACCUUUCCACUCGAAAGAUGAAGCCUCAAACUAUAUGUGAUAUCCUGAAAAUUAGUCCCUAUUUUGAAAUAUAUGAAAUAGUUUUAUUCA
Molecule: messenger RNA, 1546 nt
Organism: Eucalyptus grandis
Lineage: Eukaryota; Viridiplantae; Streptophyta; Magnoliopsida; Myrtales; Myrtaceae
Product: 2-hydroxy-6-oxo-2,4-heptadienoate hydrolase-like
Exons: 6
Coding region: 209-1159 (316 amino acids)
Source: RefSeq, a predicted model, not a curated record